GUAUAUGUCUUCAUCCUCUCCCUCUCUCUCUCUCUAGAAAAAAUGAAGAGAGAGAGAGAAGAAAAAGGGAGCAUAAAGUAUGUCAAAAAGCACAUCCUAGCUAGAUAAGCCACAUCUCCAUCCAUCUCUCAUUGAAACAAAAGUCUUUUUCUCCCUCCCCAAAACCCCAAAUCAUUUCUGUCCCCAAAACCCCAAUCUCCACCACCAAUUCUUCAACUUCUCCUACAUCCUCAAAAUCAUGUCUGAACCAACCAAAGAUGCUGCUGCUCCUGAUCAUCACAACAUGCUGCUUUCACAAGGGUUUUCAUCCUUUCCUACAACAGCAACUCUUGAUCAUCACCUUAUAAAUUACAACCACUACUCCCCCUUCAUGAUGUACCAUGAUCUGCAAAACCCUAGUACUGAUCAAUUUGAUCGUACUCAUCAUCACAACCCUCCUGAUCAUGAUCUCUGCAGCUUGUUCUUGCAAGCCUCAGCAGACUACAUUACAACCACUCCCUCGACUCCUUUCCACUUGUCGUCUAACAACUGUUCGUCAUCUGAAGUCGCUGUUUGUAAUACCAGCAAAAACUGUAACAAUUCAAAUACUGAAGUUGUUAUUACGGAUAUUGCAGCUGAAAAUCCACCGACCCCGAAUUCUUGGGGGUCGCUUUCGUCGCCUGAGGCCGGCGGCGUCGAUGAGGACUCUUCUUCCAAAGGGAAGAAAGAUCUGCAGCUGAAGGUUUGUGAGGGAGGAGAUAUUGGGAAAUCUAAGAAACUGAAAGCUGAGAAGACGAAGAAGAAGGAGGAUAAGAAGAAGCAGAGAGAAGCGCGUUUUGCGUUCAUGACUAAAAGCGAGGUGGAUAAUCUUGAAGAUGGAUACAGAUGGAGAAAGUAUGGCCAAAAAGCAGUCAAAAACAGCCCUUUUCCCAGGAGUUAUUACAAAUGCACCAGCCAGAAAUGCAGCGUGAAAAAACGCAUUGAGAGAUCACAUGAAGAUCCGUUGGUGGUGAUCACCACCUACGAAGGCCAACACAACCACCACAGCCCCGCCACCAUCCGAGGCGGCGCAGCUGCCGCCUUCUUCACCCCGUCUCUAUUCUCGCCACCGCCACCGCCACUGCCACCGGCAUUUCCCAUCUUCCCUCAAGUAGACCUCUUUUCCCCCUCAACUACUACUCAACAGUAUUCCCAGCAGCAGCAGCCUCAACUUCCUGAUCAUCAUCAUUACAGCUUAUUCCCUGACAUGCUUUCUUCUUUCCUCCGAAACCCUCAUGACCCAUGAAAACCUUUAUAUAUAAUUCCAUCUUUUUCUCUGUAUAUUUUCUGAAUUUUGUAAUUUUUGGGGGAGUUAAUGUUUAAGUAUGGACAGGUCAAAGAAUUUAUAUGUUCGUUUGUUUCGAUUUUGGCAAUGAUGCCUUUGAUUAAAAUCAGAUCAUGAGUUAUCAUCCAGUUUUCCUUGUUUCUUUCUUUAAAUAUUUUUCUUAAUUUGUAGUAACAUUAAUUUUAUUAGUUGAAUUGGUUUGUAUAAUAGUAUAUGUGAUGGAAUAAUUAUUGGAGCAUUUUUGGGGCGAUGUAUGUCGAUGAAUGAACAUAUUGCGUUGU
Molecule: messenger RNA, 1584 nt
Organism: Sesamum indicum (sesame)
Lineage: Eukaryota; Viridiplantae; Streptophyta; Magnoliopsida; Lamiales; Pedaliaceae
Biological process (GO): regulation of DNA-templated transcription
Molecular function (GO): DNA-binding transcription factor activity; sequence-specific DNA binding
Source: RefSeq, a predicted model, not a curated record